This is a messenger RNA of Cannabis sativa, 1004 nucleotides long. Its product is annotated as L10-interacting MYB domain-containing protein-like. The transcript is spliced from 2 exons. The coding region runs from base 25 to 792 and encodes 255 amino acids. The record is from RefSeq and is a predicted model, not a curated record. NCBI's taxonomy places the organism in Eukaryota, Viridiplantae, Streptophyta, Magnoliopsida, Rosales, Cannabaceae.
GGGUAUCAAAACUUGAUUACAAAUAUGAAUAAAGCAACUGAAAGAGAUUACACUAGAGCCCAGCUGAAAAAUAAGUUGGAUGGAUUGAAAAAUGAAUGGAAGCUUUGGAAGCAACUCAAGGGAAAAGAAAGUGGUUUAGGAUGGAGUAUGCAAAAAAAUACAAUUGAUGCAACUGAAGAUUGGUGGAAUAGUAAAUUACAGACUCAUCCUGAUGCUGCAAAGUUUCGCAUUCGGGGAAUUGAACCAGAAGUAGAGGAAAAAUUAGAUAAGAUUUUUAUGAACACUGUUGCUACAGGAGAGCAUGCUUGGACACCUUCAUUUGGAAUAAUUCCAUCUGAGUCUGAAAAGCCUUUUAAUGAUACUGAAACCUUACAUGAACAACUUGAGAGUAGUGAUGAUGAUCUAGAGACACCUAAUAUUGAUAGAUUUUCUAAAGAGAAAAUUAGCAAGAGAUCAACCGAGCCACUUGAGAAACAAAAUAAAAAGGUGAAAAAUGAAAAAGGGAAAAUGAAGAAGACAGGGCCUGUAAUGAUAUUUGAACAAAUUGGUCGCCUUGCUGAUGCCGUGGAGACAAGAAGUAGAAAUAUUGAAAUAGCUAGAAAGGAGAAUAGUAUUGUCGAAGUUAUGAAAAUGUUAAAUUCUUUGCCUGAAAUAGAAAAAGGGAGCAACUUGUAUUUAUUUGCAACUCGCUUGUUUAUCAUGAAAGAGAAGAGAGAGAUGUUUGCUUCAUUGGAAGAACCUGAGUUGAUGCUUACUUGGCUCAAGAAUGAGUAUACUUUAGAAUACUUAUAAUGCUUAAAUCGCUUAGAAUAGUAGUAUUUAUUUUCUAAACUUUGUGUUAUGACUUUAAUAUAUGUUUGUUAUGUUAUUUUUUGAAUUGUAUUUGCUCUCAAGACUUAGUGUUAUCACUAUUUAAAAUAAAUAUGCUUUAUUAUUUUUUUACUUGUAUUAGCUAUGAAGACUCUAUGGCUAUUUGAUAUCUAUUUCAUAUAUGUUUUUUAAUA